Ectocarpus siliculosus is the source of this 1137-nucleotide messenger RNA. NCBI's taxonomy places the organism in Eukaryota, Phaeophyceae, Ectocarpales, Ectocarpaceae. The record is from the annotation of a GenBank genome assembly.
AUGCCAUGCAAUAAGCCGGAGUUCUGCGGCCGUCAUGUCCAGGAUGACCGCAUGAUUGACAAGAAAAAAAACGCCAGGUGCGGGCACGAAGGUUGCGGCAAAGUGGCGUCGUUCGGCGCGGCGGGUAGCAAGAAACGCGAGUUCUGCGCUCCGCACGCUCCCCGUUCUAUGGUCGACCUCGUCAGCGUUACGCGGUGUGUUCACCCGGGUUGCCCCAAGCACCCAUCGUACGGCGUGGAAGGCAGCAAAAAUGCUCAGUUCUGCUCGGCACACGCGCCUUCGGGGAUGGCUAACCUUCGUUCGAAGAGAUGCAGCCAUCAAGGCUGCACCAAGCAGCCGUCGUUCGGGGCGCCCGGAACGAAGAAGGCAGAGUUCUGCCUCGCUCACGCGUCGCCGACGAUGGUCGACGUGUUCAGCAAGCGGUGCGCUCACCCAGGUUGCAACAAGGGUCCGUCCUAUGGCAAAGACGGCGACAAGAGAGCGUCGUUCUGCAGCGAACACCGUCUUCCAGGAAUGGUGGUCGUCGGUCGUAGAGUAUGCAGUCACCAGGGCUGCAGGACAAAACCGUCCUAUGCGUCCCCAGGCGCCCAACGGGGUGAGUUCUGCGCGCGGCACGCUUCGAAGGGGAUGGUGGACGUUGUCUCCAAAAAAUGCGAGCACUCCGGCUGCUUCAAGUACCCAUCAUUCGCCGCCGAGGGCAGCAAAAAGCCCCAGUUCUGCGCCCAGCACCGACUGGAGGGGAUGGUCAACGUGAGCAGGAGGCGGAGGUGUAGGCACCAAGAUUGCUACAAGGAACCGUCGUACGGCGAGCCAGGGACCAGACACAGGGUCUUCUGUGCCCGGCACGCUCCGCAGGGGAUGGUUUCUAUGCAUAAUCAGAAGAAGGGGAACGGUGUGCGCAAAAGGAGGAGCCCGGCAGAGAAUGACACAGUAAAGCAAGAAGAAGGAGCGAGAACACCGGGUACUGCUUCUGCGGGAAGCAUCCUUUCAGCCGAUGACACGGCUGCGGUAGCGGGACCCUUUGUGGGCUUCGUGACAAAACGAAGGAGAGUGAAUGGGCCCGCAGCUAAUUUGGCUCGAGGACCGACACAUGCGCGGGCUCUCUCUCGAGGUGUCCCGCACUGGGAUCCCCAAUAG